AUGUUGGACAAACAAGUGUGGAAAUUUGGUGAAUAUAACUGUUGUAAAAAUGAAUUUUUAGAUCCCGUCUUAAACGUUAUGUUGGCAUCUUCAAGCCUCGAGAAAUCCGUAAACUAUUGGAACGGAAUUCUUGGUUUAACUAUCUAUGAAAAGACCGACAAAUCUGCCACGUUCGGAUUUGAGAAAAAAGCCACCAAAAUUCAGCUGAAAGAUAUCGGUGGCCCAGUGGACAGGCGUAAGGCAUAUGGACGAAUCGCAUUUUCUAUUCCCUAUGCAGAACAGGAACCAGUCUCUGACAUUAUUACCAAGAACAAACAAACGAUUUUAAAUCCUCUUAUGCUGCUUCCCACUCCGGGAAAACAAACCGUUCGAGUUAUUAUCCUGGCAGAUCCAGAUGGGCACGAAAUUUGCUUCGUCGAGGACGAAGGAUACAGAAAGUUGUCACUGCCCGACUUUGCAAGUGAAAAGGUCCUGGAUCUUCAAAUAAAGAAAGAUAAAUCCUAAAAUAUUCCAUCACUGGGGUGUACUUACUUAUAUUACAUAGUAAUUUUAUAAUGUUUUUUAAUUAUUAUCACUUUUUUGAGUUACGAUUAAAAGCGUAUACACAUUGCUUUUUGUUCAUUAUUUUUGGAAAAGGGCAAAGUUGUAAAUUACAAAUACAAUUCAACUCAAUAUAUAUUUACAAAAUCUAA
Dendroctonus ponderosae (mountain pine beetle) is the source of this 692-nucleotide messenger RNA. RefSeq names its product glyoxalase domain-containing protein 4-like. The record is from RefSeq and is a predicted model, not a curated record. Lineage: Eukaryota; Metazoa; Arthropoda; Insecta; Coleoptera; Curculionidae. The transcript is spliced from 3 exons. The coding region runs from base 1 to 504 and encodes 167 amino acids.